CCCCGCCCCCUGUGCGUACUUCGGUCAUUGUUCGGCUUGAGCUAGCUAGUGUGCUAGUUAGAAUCGUGCGAAGAUUACAGAGGUUUAGACUUCGUGCAUUCAUAUAAGACCUUUAAGUCUUACAGCAGACAUCUGAGAGCUUGUCAAAGCAACAAUGAGCAAAAGGAAAGCGCCACAGGAAUCCCCAAAUGAGGGAAUUACAGACUUUCUCGUCGAGCUGGCCAAUUAUGAGAAAAACGUGAACAGGGCAAUACACAAGUCCAACGCUUACAGGAAAGCAGCAUCAACCAUUUCUAAGUACCCUAACAAAAUCAGAAAUGGCGAAGAGGCCAAGAAACUGGAAGGUGUUGGAGCUAAAAUAUCAGAAAAGAUUGAUGAGUUCCUGCAAACUGGCACACUACGGAAACUGGAAAAGAUUCGUACCGAUGACACCAGCUCUUCCAUUAAUUUCCUCACCAGAGUGACUGGAAUUGGCCCCGCUGCUGCCAGGAAGUUCUUUGAAGAAGGGGUGAAGACGUUAGAAGAUCUGAAAAAGAUCGAGCACAAGCUAAACCAUCAUCAACAGAUUGGACUCAGGUACUUUGAAGAAUUUGAGAAAAGGAUUCCACGUGCUGAAAUGGAGCAGAUGGAGACUUUUAUUCAUGAAGAGUUGAAGAAGGUCGAUACAGAAUAUAUUGGGACGAUCUGUGGAAGCUACAGGAGAGGUGCAGCAUCGAGUGGUGAUAUUGAUAUUUUGCUGACCCACCCAGACUACACCUCUGAGACUGAGAAGCAGCCUAAGCUCCUUCAUGCCGUGGUGGAACAUUUCGAGUCCAUUGGGUUUGUGACUGAUAAUAUGUCCAAAGGAGACACCAAGUACAUGGGAGUCAGCCAGCUUCAGAAGAGCGACGAGGAAGAGGAAGAAUACCUUCACAGGCGUAUUGAUAUCAGGUUAAUUCCCAAGGACCAGUACUACUGUGGAGUUCUGUAUUUCACUGGAAGUGAUAUCUUCAAUAAAAACAUGAGAACUCAUGCUCUGGAGAAAGGCUUCACUCUCAAUGAGUACACCAUACGGCCUGUUGGAGUCACUGGUGUGGCAGGGGAGCCUCUGUUGGUGGAUAGUGAGAGAGACAUCUUUGAAUACAUCCACUACAAAUACAAAGAGCCAAGUGAGCGCAGCCAGUGAAGUUUACAGAUACUGUACAUCUGUACAGCUUUCCUAUAAACAAGAUCUGUGUAUGUAUAUGUUAGUAUACCGUACAACUAUGUUCUGAAAAAAAUAACAACUGUGAAAACGAAUCAUCCCCUUUUUAAUGACUUUUCAACCCAAAUGCAUACACGUCUUGCAAAACAAAAUUAUAAUUUAGAUUUAUUUUUUGUUUGAUUUUCCCAUAACGUAUCUUUGUAAAGACUUAUUGGGCUCUUUUUUUAAAUCAUGCUCUCAACAGUAAUUUUAUUUUUUACAACGCAUAUACAUUUCACUUUUUAUAUAGCACCCUUUAACGCUUUGUUGUUCAAACAUGUUUUUAUAACUGUUACACAUUCAGACACCACAGCGGUACUGCGGUUGUUCUUACUUUAUGUCAAUCACCAUGGACAUUCAAGAAUCCCUGUUUUUAAACUUGUGAGUAUUUAUUUUCCAAUUUGGGCAAACUGAUGAAACGGAAGGAAAGAAUGCAAUAAAGCAAAUGUGAUUUGUGGUUAAGGGGCUCCAUGUUGGACAAAAAAAAGAUCAUCAAUGUGUUGAGAUGUUUUCCAGUUGUUGAUUGAUGUGUGAAUGUUACUAUGGUAGAUUUGUUUCUCUUGCAUGUGGUUGUGUGAACAUUUUUACUUAUAUGAUAUUAUUGUAUCUUCAGUGCUUAUAUGGGUGGCAUUUAGAAAGUAUAAAAGUAAUACAGUUAUUCAACUGAAAUACUGCUACCAUGAACCUUGGUGAUACAGACUUGAAUCUGUAUUGCAAAACUUAAAUAUUAGUAUAUGGAUUCUGUUUAGUUUUCUUUAUGGGGAGGAUUGUAACCUUUUCUAAAAAGAUAUUUAAGAAAAUAAAACCAUGGAAACCUG
This is a messenger RNA of Gymnodraco acuticeps, 2040 nucleotides long. RefSeq names its product polymerase (DNA directed), beta (gene polb). NCBI's taxonomy places the organism in Eukaryota, Metazoa, Chordata, Actinopteri, Perciformes, Bathydraconidae. Gene Ontology annotation, molecular function: DNA binding; DNA-directed DNA polymerase activity. The record is from RefSeq and is a predicted model, not a curated record. The transcript has 14 exons. Gene Ontology annotation, cellular component: nucleus. The coding region runs from base 155 to 1165 and encodes 336 amino acids. Gene Ontology annotation, biological process: double-strand break repair via nonhomologous end joining.